CGUUCAUCGCCGAAGCUCUUCGUUCAACGUGCUCAGCAUUCAUAUCCUUAUAAUUUUUUUUGAAAUUCUUGGGAACACUUGGGCUAGAGGUCACUCUACUAUCGAAAAGGUCCUUGGCUUUUUAGAUAUCAUCCUUUGUUUCCCGUUUCCUAGUUUCCUGUUUAUACAACUCUCCUCUUUUAUUCUGCCUACCUGCUCCAGAACAGAGCGUGGUCGUCCUUCGGAUAUCAAGGCCCUGUUGCCUAAUAACUAGCUCUUGAUCGAGAGGGCCUGGAUUCUGCUGUGUCCUUUCAACUUCUCUACACGACUUAUUGUCCUUUUUCCAGGACACAAUGUCCGAUCCUACUGCGACACCCGGUCCGAAGCCAAGUAGCAGUGUUAAGCUGGUUCUGCUUGGAGAGGCUGCUGUUGGAAAGUCCUCCCUCGUCCUUCGAUUCGUGAACAAUGACUUUCAAGAGAAUAAGGAGCCCACUAUCGGUGCUGCGUUCUUGACCCAGAAAUGCUCCCUCCCAACGCGCACAAUCAAGUUUGAGAUCUGGGAUACCGCGGGCCAGGAGCGGUUUGCUUCCCUCGCCCCGAUGUAUUACCGAAACGCACAGGCUGCCCUUGUUGUCUACGAUCUUACCAAACCUUCCUCCCUCACAAAAGCGAAGCAUUGGGUUGCCGAGCUCCAGCGACAAGCAAGCCCCGGUAUCGUCAUUGCAUUGGUCGGUAACAAGCUUGACCUGACGAAUGACGGUAAUGGUGAGGGUGCGGUAUCGGCCACGGACGCAACAGGCGUCGAUGGGUCGCCAGCAGCAGACGCUGAUGGUGGUGAUGAAGGUGAGAAUGAAGGAGAAGAUCAAACCGCGGCUGGCGAUGCAAGAAAGAUCUCUACACAGGAAGCCAGCUCAUAUGCAGACGACGAGGGCCUUCUAUUUUUUGAAACCAGCGCAAAGACGGGAGUAAACGUUGCGGAGGUUUUCACUGCCAUCGCCAAUGCCAUUCCGGAAACCAGCCUCAAGAGCUCAAGAGGAGCGGGAGCUGGCGCCGGUGCCGGUCACACUGCUUUGGGAGGUGGAAGACCAGGGGAAGAUACACGCGUCAAUCUCCGAGAUCGCGGGGCAGCUACGGCAAAGGAAGGUUGUGCUUGUUAAUGGGGCAUAACUUCUGUCUUUGCUUGUUAUUUUGCAUCGUGUGGUCACCUUGCUUUCGUCGCAUAUAUCAAUGGGAUUUCCUGGCAGCGCCUCUUCGUCUUUUCUUGUGAUAAUGGCGGGUAUUGUUACAGUUUGUCUUAUUAUAGCCCCUGUCUUGUUUAGUCAGGAUAGAAGAGCGAAUGACUUGAACGUUAUGUUCAUUCAUGAACAAUUCUUGUGAUUCUGCUCAUGAUAAUAUUGCGCUUCCUGCUUCUAUUCGUCUGAUAUUUUGUGGUCAAGACUUUCCAGUUAUGAAAAGAAGAGGGAACAACUACGUCAUCAAAUCAUGCCCUCCAUUCCAUUUUCAA
Molecule: messenger RNA, 1483 nt
Organism: Coccidioides immitis RS
Lineage: Eukaryota; Fungi; Ascomycota; Eurotiomycetes; Onygenales; Onygenaceae
Product: small GTP-binding protein
Exons: 3
Coding region: 333-1136 (267 amino acids)
Molecular function (GO): GTP binding; GTPase activity
Source: RefSeq, a predicted model, not a curated record